AACCAAAAACUUUUCCUCUGAGCAGACUGAAGGAGGUGGCUUUUCUUUUUCAUUCUUUUUUAGAUGUAAUGAUUUGACUACGCAAACAAGUACAUUGAUGAUCACAAUCUAUUGUCUAUUGCGCGACUGUGUACAAACCACUGCUUUAUUGAUCUGACUGCAUUUCUGCUCCCUUAAAGCAGGAAGACACAAAGAUCAGCUGACAUUGGAGGUUGUAGUUGAUCAUUGACAGGCAACUCCAAUUUAUUUUGUACAGUGAUGCUGCUAGGCAGCACUUCACUUCCUUCUAAGGGACUGUGACUACUUGUCAGCUGCUGUUUCUAGCUCUAUCGAACCAUGCACCCCUACCACAGCUCUCAGUCCAGACUGGACCAUCUCCUCUCUGAAGGUCCGGUUGGUCAUGGCCACCUCGGGUCACCCACAUCUCUGCUGCUGUGCCCGCCCGGGCAUUCAGCAUCAACGUUAAUGAGCCGCUACAAGGAAUCUACACAGCCAUGUCCAUCUACAAGCCGAGACUGGCAUUGUCCAGUCUGCUUGCAGACGGCCAGCUUCCCAGUCCAGACAAACUGCGGCCAUUUGUUCUGUGCUCCCUGUCUGAUCACCUACUGGAGACAUGGGUCCUGGUUGGAUGCAAUAAGCUGCCCUCUCUGCAGACAGAAGGUCAGCGUGCUGUGCAACCUAUUUAACGAGAGUCGGUUGGACCGCCAGUCGAAGGAAGUUCUUGGGGAAAUCACAGACUACAACAAACGUUAUUCUGGAGCCCCGCGAAGGGUAACAGACUACCUAUGUGACGCGCCCCUUCUCCUGCAGUUACUGGCCCGUGGCCUGGGCACCAUGGGAGGACUCGUGUGGUUGUUUUUCUUCAGGGUGGCCCUGUGCUGUGUGGGAACCGUGCUGUCCAUCUCCCACCCUCCUCUGGACCCGGUCUCCUCAUCAGCAAACCCGCUGGAAACAGACCCCUCCCUGUGUGGACUGCUGGGGGUCCUAGAUGACCUGGUGGUGGUCAUCCUGCUCCUUAUGUGCGUUAUCAACAUCAACCAGCAAAUGGCACCAGAGAGCAGAGGACACUCUGCAAAUGUUGCGUCACAACGAGUAAGAGGGAAUUCACUGUAGACAGAUGCUGCUGGAGUCAGUACAAGCCGUAUGAUAUGGACUUUUAUUGGAUUUCUUCCUUUUGGCUGUAGCUAGUUGGAUAAGGGGAUGCAAGAAUAUUGACAGCCGCGAUGUUAGAUGGCAUCUGAGCCUCUCAGACUCCAGGCUUGUUUGAGUGUUUACAGAGCCUAUGCAAGAGUGCUAUCUAAAGUACAAUGUUAUGCAGUGUGCUGGUUUAGCUGUGGUUACAAAUUUGUAUUCCUUAAACUCCUAAGGCUUGACAGUGUGGCUUGGAUAUAUUUAAUCCAUAUCAAAUAAGCAAAAUAGUCAGUUUAAAUUGCCAUUUCCUCCUUUACAUUUUAAUUAUAAUCCAUAUUUUUAACCAGAAACAACUGUCCACUGUCAUUUUUACUCCAAACUGGGCAGCAACUGUGCCAAUUUGUUUCAGCAAGUGGGAGACAAGUAUUCUUGUCAGUACUGAACUAAUGGCAUCUGUGUAAAUACUUGAUAUUGUAUGAAUUCUGUUGCUGUAAAAUUCAUGUUUUGUGUAAAAUAAAGUAUAUUUAUUGACUUUA
Molecule: messenger RNA, 1667 nt
Organism: Etheostoma spectabile (orangethroat darter)
Lineage: Eukaryota; Metazoa; Chordata; Actinopteri; Perciformes; Percidae
Product: RING-HC_RNF170 domain-containing protein
Exons: 6
Coding region: 337-1113 (258 amino acids)
Molecular function (GO): ubiquitin protein ligase activity; metal ion binding
Source: RefSeq, a predicted model, not a curated record